AUGUCUCAAAAAACACCGAACCCCCUGGCUCACCCUACGUUUUUCAAGUCUCCUGUCAACAGUCUUCUUAACACCCUCGCCAACGAUACGUCCGAGCAAACGUCUGUCCACAGCCUGUUGGACGCGUACAGCACGCUCUCCUGUCGCAUCAAGGCCGUUGCAAGUUCACUCGCUUCCAACUGCGAAGAAUAUCCAUCCUUACAGGUCCUGAGGAAAAACGCUGUACCUCUAGGAAGCUGCAUACAACGCGACAUCCGACGGGCAUCUGCGGAUCCCCUGUCCUCUAAUUCACAUGUGGCUAGUCUGGGGUCUAUAUCAACCCCACCGAUUCAGACCACGAACAUCCCCCCGGAGAUCGUCAACACAGCUAGGGAGACAGCGAUGCUAUGCCGAUACGCGCUUCAGCUUGUCUCCAACAUUUUUUGCUUGCCCGCGUUGUUCAUUCUCUUUCCCCAGAGCGUACUGCAGCAGCUCCUAAACGACGUCCUGGUGAUAGCGCGAUCGUCUGAGCUGGUGAGCUUUGACAGCGACAAGAUCCGCUCCCUUGCCGCGUGGAUAUUCUCCACCUUACGAUUGCCCCCUUCUGUCAUGGCCGCGAAUGCAGACCAGGUCCAAGCGUGGCUAAACGACCUACCAUCGGCUCUUGUUAUUCAGCCGCGGGCUUAUGACAUUAUACACAACCUGUUGUCAAGAUUCCCCGACACGUUCUUUCAGCGGUCUGCUGGCCUUCUUCCCGAAAUACUCCCCAGGAUGGUCUCGUCUGACGCAUCUUCGCGCAUGAACGCCACGAUUGCCUUGGCUGGCUACGCUCUGGCCCGCCUCUCUAUCAGAUCUGCGAUGACGGCCCCUGACACGCUUGUGGCUGUGCACGACUUCAUACGGUCCCAGCUGCCCAGCAACCGCCCAGCAAAGAUCAACCAGACGUCGAAACUAUUACCGGACUACUUUGCUCUUGCAGCGAAGGGUCAUUCUACGUCUACCGACGGACUUGGACCGCGCUGGGCGAUCACCGCCAUCUGUUGCCUUACACUUCUCUCUGGUCCGGGAAUCUUCAUCGGGACACGGCCGAUGAAGCUAGUCUUGGACACCGUUGCGGGUGUUGCCAGGAGGGGAACAACGAUGGCCAGCCUCGUCGCAUGUGCGUGGCGAUGCAUGAUAUGGGCGUUUCUACAGAUCCCAAGCGAGGAGCCAGCGGACAGACGUCCCAGUCUACAGGAAGGUGCUUUCGAUGUCGUUAAGCAGGACCCUCGGGGAGGUGCAGGGGCUUGUCUGGUCGCAGGCCUGCUGUAUCUCACACCCGGACACGGAACGCCCACUUCCCACGCUGUUUCGGACCGCAACCUUCGCUGGGCACUGGUCGUAUUGAAGGACCUCAUCUCACAUCACUCCCAGGCUGUCUACGACGAUGGUCUCGCAUUGCUUGGCCGACUGACUAGCGGCAUCGGCGUUUCGGCCGAACUGUCGACAGCUUCGACGGACGAGGAAGGUUGGCAUCCGAACGAUAUCGUACCGAAGGCUUUCUUGUCGCGGCACAUCCUCAAAUGCGACGCGAAGUCGUUUGACGCCGCUUUGGAACCUGCUCAGCGAUUCGACGCGUCGGUGGUGCACUCUCUCACCGAAGCAGAGAUUGUCGACCACUGGGACUCCCUUGCAGAGAUAUGGACGUUGGCGGUGGAGAGAGAGUUGGGUGCGCAAGGAGCGACGCUCUCUCUUCCGGAUCUUCUCGCCCAAGCUUGGCAGGCGCUCUUGUUAGCACAGACACAGCUCACCCAAGAGCACGGCCAUCUCACGGCCGAUGCUGAAUUCACGUUCAAAGCAGUAUCCGCCCUCGCGCACUUCCUCGAAUGGAGAGGUUCUCCAGCCGCCGAGACAACUAACGUCCGCGACGUCCACACCCAGUGCCGCAUCCUCUGUCUGUGCAGUCAGCUGUUCAAGAUCCUGAGCCACGUUUUCUCCGACGCGUGGCUCUCAACGGCAGCUGGAACGCUUCUCACGUCCGUCCUGCAGCAUCCAUUCAAUCUCUCCGACGACGACGUCAAGACUUCAUGGGCCGAACUCUGCUCCGCAUUGGUCUCCGUUAGUGCACCGGUGCUUAUGGCGCGUCUAGCUGUGGAAGAUGAGGAGCAUGCAAUCAUGGAUCUUAAUCGGGAGCUAUGGCGCCUCGCUGCCAGACGGUGGAACUCGAUGACACUCACCGCUACCUGGGACGACUCCCUUGACUUCCUUGCUAUCCCGUUCAAGUUCUGGUUGAUGGAUGAGGAAGAGAUAUUGCUUUGGACUAGUAUUGUCGACGUCAUACUCUCCAACGCGGCACCGGAUGCUGAAGGAACAUUGUUCAUGGAUGAACUCAUACAACGGAUCCCCGAAGACGCUGCUGUUUCAAAAAUGCUUGAAGUGCCCGCCAUCGUUAUGCAUCUGCUCCCACACCUGCAGCUCACCCGUCGCCUCGAGCGCCCUUCUCGGUUCCUGCAAAUCAUCGAUGUCCUCCUCUCCGACCUCUACUCCGACACCCCUGAGCACAUAUCGACGGCUCUGAAACUGUUGAAACAGCUACGACCUGUCCUGUAUAGAAUUCGUCCAGACGUCAUCGUGGAUGUCUUAUCCAUGCUCUCGAACAGCUUAGCCCUGUGGAUUGCUGACAAGGCCGAGCUUUUGCUCGUAGAGGAGUACAACGAUGCGAUUAUUCCGAUAUACUGCGACGUCCUGCUUGUGUUGCACGACACCUCAAUCACCCCCAAGAUCCUGGACGCGCUCGCGCACUUCCUCUACUCCGCAUUCGUGCGUAUGCCUCACCCCUGCCAUGGGCCAAUCGCCUUCUACGAGUUCUGGAAGCACAUCCAUCCCUCACUCAAGCAUAUGCACGUCUCCUACCCCGACGAGAUCAAGACUGCAUUGAACGCUUGUCGAGAUGCCUUUGGAGCUCCAUCGUCCCAAGAUCACUCGUUUGACACCGAGUCGCAUUCGGGCUCGCAGGCAGAGUGGGUGUCCCCGGUCAAGUCGGAAUCCUUCACGCCGAAGUCGGUCCGCGCCGGGGUGCAUGACUUCGAGAAAACGCCUACUACGGGGAAGCCUUCACCCUCUCUCAGCCCGGAAGUACCCUAUGAGGGUCCCGCCUCAUCGCGCCGGCUGCGCUCGUCGGCGCGCUCUUCGCGGACGUCUCCCAGGACGCGGCACGACAAGGAUGCGGCGAGCUCCGACUUCAUGCCGAGCUCGCCCUCGGAUGCGGCACGUGCGAGGCGGAUGGCGGCGCGCCCCACCAGCCGUGUCGCCCACGAGAAAACCGCCAGGUCGGCGGAGAGACCGCUCAAGCGUCAGAGAGUGGAUGUGUCGUCGCGUACCCCUCAGACGAUCUCUCCGUUGAGCUACGCAAAUCGAUCGGGUUCGUCACGGCUCUCUCCGGGAUCUAAAGGCAAGGGCGCGAGUGCCGUACUGCGUACGCGCGGCGACUACGGUAUUCCCAGCGCUGCGUCGACGUCCGCAAGGUCGAAAGGCAAACGCGUCGCAUCCCGGCGUAGCCCAUCGCCUCCCCCGAGGGCAGCUGAUGUCGAAACACCCUCAUCCGACGACUACGACGCCUGGGAGGCACCCAUGGGUGACGUCCAAGAGCUAUCAGACGAGAUUCCAGACAGCCAGCCGUCAAAUGAGGGCGAGGAGGACUCGUUGCCGAGCUUUAUGAAGGCAGGCGCGCGUGAUGCAGAAGACUGCGCUGAGCAUGUCCACAGCGACGACACGAUGAUGUUCGACGACGCCAUCCUCGACAUCAACGACCUGCCUACGCCCCGCACGCUCGGAAAACGCGCGCGCCCCGCGUCGCCCGUACGCAUGCACACCGCGCCCGCCGACCUAUACCCUCCGCAUUCCCCAAGCCCAAGCCCGAUCCCCCGCCCGACGCUGCCCCGCGCACAGACGGCGUCGGCGCACCUCGAGGGGCUGCGGGACGUGGUCGACGCGCUGAGCGAGGACAGCUCGCAGCUGGACGUGGGCGAGAUCGCGGAGGCGGCGGAGCUGACGAACAGGCUCGGGGCGCUGUUGACGGAGAAGCUGACGAGGAAGCUGAGGAGCGAUAGGGGGGAGGGGUCGAGUGAGCGGGGGGCGAGCGAACGGCUGUGA
Molecule: messenger RNA, 4110 nt
Organism: Trametes versicolor FP-101664 SS1
Lineage: Eukaryota; Fungi; Basidiomycota; Agaricomycetes; Polyporales; Polyporaceae
Exons: 10
Coding region: 1-4110 (1369 amino acids)
Source: RefSeq, a predicted model, not a curated record